AUGGGGUCCAGCAGCAGUGCACGCAUUGCGUCCCCCAUCGUGGAUGAGCACCAAGCAGGAACACCGAUGAGCACAGAGCCAGAUCCUGGGCUGGCACAGGACCGGCCUGUCCAGGAUUCCGGUUCAGUUGACAACCAUCCCGAGGAACCAGUGUCACAGCAUCUCCAGCAACUGCUCGCCAACCCCGGCAAUCCUCCUGAGGUGCUCGAGGCCGCUGUCGAGAUUGGAGUAAAGCUGAUUGAUCGCCUGGUGAAAUCCAUCGAGGAUGUUGCGCCAAAUCCUGGCGCUACCUCUUGGCUGAAGUAUCUGAGAGAACUUCAGGUUCGUGCCGAGGCCCCUCGUACUGUCGUCGGUGUUGUAGGCAAUACCGGCGCCGGCAAGAGUUCUGUCAUAAACGCCUUGAUUGAUGAGGAGAGGCUACUUCCCACCAACUGUCUGAGAGCUUGCACAGCCUCUCCGACUGAGAUUUCGUACAACCACUCGGACGAUCCAGCAGCGCUUUACCGAGCCGAAGUCGAGUUCAUUACCACCGAGGAUUGGGUUCGGGAGCUCGAGAUUCUGUUCUCGGACCUCCUUGACGGAAAAGGCGUUGUGUCGCGCGAAUGCACCAAUGCCGACAGCGAUGCUGGUAUCGCCUUUGCCAAGGUGAGGGCCGUCUAUCCAAAUAAGACGAAGGAAAUGCUGGGUAAAGAAAGCCCCAUGGCUCUCGCCGACGAGCCUGCCGUGCGAGGUGUGCUCGGAAGUGUCAAAACCUUGCAGGGAAAGUCAGCCCAGGAACUAUAUCAGCGACUCCAGAGCUUCGUCGAUAGCAAAGAGAAAACAACUGGCACCACGUGGAGGAUUAGUCCCAUGGAAUUCUGGCCCUUGAUCAAGGUAGUUCGUGUCUUCACCAAGGCCUCUGCUCUCUCGACCGGUGCCGUCAUUGUUGACUUGCCUGGUGUCCAAGACGCGAAUGCUGCUCGAGCAGCCGUGGCAGCCAACUACCUGAAAUCAUGCAAUGCUCUAUGGAUCGUUGCCCCGAUCACGCGGGCCGUCGACGACAAGACCGCCAAGUCUCUCCUUGGCGACUCCUUCAAGCGUCAGUUGAAGUACGACGGCACAUACUCGACCGUCACCUUCAUCUGCUCCAAAACCGACGACAUUUCCAUCACGGAAGCUGCUGAGAGCCUGGAUAUGGAAGACGAAAUCGCAGAAUCUUUCAUACAAGUUGAAGGUUUGGAAACGACCGGACAAGGCCUGAAGCAGGAAUUGGAUGCGCUCAAGGAGGGCAUAGCAGUAUACAGCAAGAAUAUCGAUGAGUACGAGGCCCAGUAUCGUACCUGGGAAGCUUUGGAGCGCAAGCUUGACGAUGGCGAGACUGGAAAUUCCCAGCCGUCCGAGAACAAGGUGGCGCUGACUGAAGAUGUGAUCGCUCAGACACUAUCAUCGCUGAAGACCCGGAUCAAGGGGCUCCGUGGGGACCGACGUGACGCCGAGGCCAAGGUUUCCAAAGUUCGCAGCGAGAUGGACUUGGUCCAGUCCGAGCGGGAGGAUUUACUUGGGAAUUUGACAGCCAAGUGCAUACAAAGACGCAACGAUUAUUCCAGGGAAGCUAUCAAGCGAGAUUUUGCCAUGGGUAUCAAGGACCUCGAUCAGGAGAACGCACUCGAGGAAGAUGAUGAGAAUUUCGAUCCCGAACAGGACUUGCGAGACUACGACCAAGUUGCCGAGUCUCUUCCCGUUUUCUGCGUCAGCAGCCGGGCGUACCAGAAGAUGACGGGUAAACUCCAGAAGGACGGCUUCCAGAGCCAGGGAUACAUGACAACUGCGGACACCGAGAUACCCCAGCUGCAACGGCAUGCCAAGAAGCUCACCGAGGCUGGUCGAAUGAGUAACAGCAGACAAUUCCUCAACGACCUCGACCAGCUUCUCAACUCGAUGAAGCUCUGGGCCUAUAAUGAUGGCACCCGAUGCACUUUGACAGACAGUGAGAAGAAACGGGAAGAGAGGCACCUCCACACUCUUCUCGACACGCUUGAGAAGGGUUUCGAUGCAGCUGUCAAAGACACAGUUGCAUCCAUCCAACCCGCUCUCAACGAUCACGUCUAUAAGUACCUCAGCCUGGCAAUCCCGUUGGCUGUUGAUAGUGCGGUUGACACUGCUACCAAAUGGGGCGCAAUGCCAGCCAUGGGUGGGCUGUCCUGGCCCACCUACAAGGCCAUAUGCCGCCGCAGAGGUGCUUACAGCGGCAAAAUGGGGCCGCGAGACUUCAACAACGAACUCUUCGGACCGAUCUCGCGCUAUAUUGCCAGUGGCUGGGAACGUGCAUUCCAGCGUCGAUUGCCUGCGAUCCUUGCUGAGGUCACGGCCCCAUCCCGAGGACAUCUCCAAGGUUUCCACCAGUCUGUCCUCGAUCGCGCCAUGGAGCAGCACAACAACGUAUCCGGUGUAAGCAAGUUAGCCAACCAGCUCGAGGCCCAUUCUCGAACCCUGGAUGAUCUGCCGACCCACGCCAACGCUAUAGUCACGGAGCUGCAGCGGGAGGCCAACCGCGAGUUUGCUCCUGUUAUCCGCCAGGCUAUGAUCGAUGCGUAUACCAUCUGCACUGAUGAACAUGGGCGUGGAUCCUUUGGUCGCAUGAAGACCGCUAUGGUGUCCCACGUCGAUGAGUCGCGUCAUACCAUGUUCCGCCAAGCCACCGACACUGUCAAGGGGCUUCUCGAGGAGAUGAUCGAAGUCGUGCAGACCCAGAUGCACGACAAGACCCGCGAGAUCUUGGACUCGGUCACUCGCGACUACACAACGGUGCUGGUUGGUUCUGGCAUCAACAACCCGGCCGACCAGGGGUCAAGCGAGGGGCCUGAACAUAUGGCGGAUGUGAAAGCCGCGCUACUGAGCGCUGACGCUUUAUUUGCGCUAGCCGGGGCAAGUGACGAUGGUUCUCCUGGCCGGAUGGAGGACUCGGCGCAGGGGCGGUUGUCAAAUGACGUGGACGAGGUCGGGGGUCCCCAUGACCACGACGAUCGUCGAUUCGAGUACAACGAACCUAGCAACUCUCAAGGCAGCGACGAAACAGCGUCCCCAUCUCGGGAUCAGCUUCGCUCUCCCAACCGAAAAUCGCACGAAGCUCACGGCGAGGCUGGAAGUCAAUCCAAUACUCCAGAGCCUAGUUCGCAUAACGAAUUCCCCUCCGUUGAAGCCCUCACGCGCAAGAUCAAGCGGGAGCCCCUCGCCGGCCUCAUCGCGUCCAACCUCAACUACACAGAGAACGAGGCAGCGGUCAACUUUACAAACGGGGUGCUGACGCAGCCGAUGAAGAUCGACCACAGCCUCAGUUUCCACGACGCGGUCGAGUGCCGGACCUUCACCGAGCUGAUCGUCACCGACCCGGCGGUGCCGUACGUGAUCGUAAUGCGCGUGGUGCUCAACAGCACCGACGGCAAGAUCAGGAAGAUCCGGUACAUCCACACAGUUUUGCACUGCAAGAAUCCCAAAUGUGGAUUGGAUAGCACGACCUUCUGA
This is a messenger RNA of Phialemonium atrogriseum, 3501 nucleotides long. RefSeq lists its product as uncharacterized. Lineage: Eukaryota; Fungi; Ascomycota; Sordariomycetes; Cephalothecales; Cephalothecaceae. The record is from RefSeq and is a predicted model, not a curated record. The transcript has 8 exons. Bases 1 to 3501 code for a protein of 1166 amino acids.